Messenger RNA from Pocillopora meandrina, 3601 nucleotides. Lineage: Eukaryota; Metazoa; Cnidaria; Anthozoa; Scleractinia; Pocilloporidae. The record is from the annotation of a GenBank genome assembly.
GCGAAAACGAACAAAACGAACGAAACGAAUGAAAUCGACGAUUUCCGUCGUGAGUGGCUACGUCAGCAUCGUGCGCGCUCGGACUGGCAAACCAUAAUCAAACCGUGUUAUGACAAUAUGGCCUGGGGAAAGGUGAAGGCUGGAUGGGGAAAAGUUAACAGAACCAACGCCUUCACAAGUAACAUAAUAUUUCAGGACAUCAGGCCUGCUGAAGAAUAUAGUAAGAUUUUCAUCCAGUCAAAAACUUCGGAUAACAGAACAAAAGUAAUCGGUGGAGACACCUGGAGAGUCCACGUACGUGGCCCAUCAAGCAUUGCGGCCACUGUUUUUGAUCACAACAAUGGAACUUAUGAGGCUCUGUUUCUUAUUAUGGAGCCUGGUAUCUACCAGCUGUCAAUUUAUCUGGAUUAUAGUCUAUGUGAUGGAUUCAAGGACCCUCCACGUGACUGGUUCAUUAAAGGGGACGCUCAAGGCAAAUAUCAGAAGGAAGGUCUUCUAGGCCCUCUGGAUGAUUAUUUGGUAAAGCCCCUUCAGGGCGGAAGACUUUUCGAGAUAAACGUAGCAAGAACAAAGAUGAACUUGAAAUUAGCCGGUAAGUAACCUGGAGGCUUUGACCGCGAACGCUUUGUAGGGGUGAAUGUGUCGCUUAGAGCGCUUUUCGACUAAUUAUCGAAAAACCAAAACUAAGUUAAUCAAAACGACCAGUCGGAUGCAGCGAAAAUUCCAAGAGCAGCCAAUGAGAGCUAAAUGCAAAAAUACGUAAACAGCUUCAAGCGCGGGAAAACGCGAGUGACCAAUUCGCGAUUGGUUCGAGCCUUACAUAAUUUUUUUAGAAAAGGCGCGAAUUCUCUGGACCGAUCACAAAGCGAAGAUCAAGGGCUCCUUGGAGCUACCUCAUCGUAUGUCUUAAUUAAUAAGAACUUUAACCUUUCAUCUCUUUCCAAUAGCGAAUGGCGUACCCCAAAAUGACUGGUUAGGUUUAACUUAAAAAGCAUUAAGUUUAGCUGGAGUACUAAAAAUACUGAGCUGUUUCAUGAAAAGUUGCAAAAGUUGUCUUUUAUUUUCCUGAAAUUUGAUUGGUUACUUUAAUUUAAACAAGCCAUAAAAUCUGCUCGUUUGGUUUACUUUAGUAAAGCUUACUCAUAGGCUGAGAUAAAGAUGGGAUCUAGAGAAAAAAAAAUGGUGCGGUUCUUGAAUAAAUCGCACCGACGAGAGCCAAUACGAUUGCAAGGACCACCAGUGAUUUCAAACGGGAUAAAAUAAGUUGUUCAAUUCAACAAUAUCUCACGGUUGAUUUUUUACUUUCUUCUCAUUACGUUUCUGCUUGGAAAUGCACUAAUCCUGUAGUAAGAGAUUUAUUACUGGUAACUCCUGAGAAUAUUAAGGUUCAUCUCUCAAUAACCUCUAGAAUAACUGAAUUUCAAUUUAUCGUUUAUUAAAUCUUUUUUCCCUACAGACAGACUUCAUUCUCUAGAGUCUUGCUCCUCCACUUGCAACAACUUGUGGGAAGGAUUUGGUCGAUGGAAGAAUGACACCUGGCGGCCAUACCUUGAAGGUAAGAACUCACCUGUCGUUAGCCAAAUAGGAGGAACCUGGCCAUAAUUUCCGUUGUAACAAAAAUUAAUAAUAAUAAUGAUAAUACUAAGAAUAAUAAUAUUAAUGAUCAUGAUAAAACUGGUGGAAAUUUUGCAAUGGACAUUUCACUAGAUGACUCUUUUUUUUCAUUGUUUCUAGGUCGAAUUAAAAUUUGGAAUGCUGAUUUUUGCAAGCAUUUAAUUCAAUUCGCUGGCAUUGGGCUGUGAUUAGAACUAGUAAUUAGGCUUAGAAAGAUGCAUAGACUACGAACAGUACCUCCUUUCGGUUUAGACCGUCAGGCCAGUUAAAAAAAAAGCAGGAAAUUUGAGACUACAUAUGGCUACUGAUACGGCACAACUUUUAUGAUAUUAAAAAAAAACUAGGGGUUGUAUAAUAAUGCUAAAAGGUAAUGUUGUAGUAGAUCUCUCUCAUACGCAAAACAGAAACCUGCUGCAUCCCACAUAUUUUUGAGAACCUUAUUUAACCGAAGAAAGAUGAUUCAAGAAUAUAGUAAAUAGUUGACACUCAACCAAUAAUUAAAUGGUAACAAAUAGUCAUAUUAACAAUAAUAACAAUAAUCAUAAUUUAUAGGGGCUAGCUCAAGAACCUCACUGUUCCUCGACAGCCUAUUCUCUAAUUAUUUUCUUAUUUCAUUGCAAUUCUAUUUUCGCGAGACUUUCGUUUCCUCCAGCAAGGUAUUCCACAUGGUAGGAUAUUCCACCAUUCCAUAAUUCCACCGUUCUAUCAUUCUGUAAAAUAAGGUCACGCGUUGAACUCUGGGAGUGGAUUUCGUGCGCCCGACACUCCCAAAGUUUCGUGCGGCGCGAUGACAUUUUUUUUAUUUUUUUAUUGCUGUUGUUUUCUUCAGUGGCGCGAAGGAUUCCGCAUAAAGGAGGGACUGUUUAUGGUCAAACGGAUGAAUUGAAAUUUCCUUCUUUUUGGACUCGGUGCUCCCUCGACAUGAGGGAUUUUAUAUAUCAUUUAGUUUUUUCAACGCCAUCUGGCAGAAGAAACUUGUCUCAUAUUUUUCACUUUUCUUUUCAAUAAUUGUUUCCUUACAGAAUCAUACAACUGGUCCUUACCAGCAUACCACAACUCUUCUGGAACUUUAUGGGUCUAUGGGGAUUCCUUAGGGCUUUUCUUUCAUCAAGCAAUCAGCUCUCGACCCCUGUGUAAAAGGCUCUACUCCAAAUGCAAAAACAGUUAUAACUGGCUCUAUCCAAGAAUUGAUGGCAAAACUGAAAAGGAUUUAGACCUUGACUUCCGUCCUGAGAAAGUCUUGAAUGCUAUUCGCGAUGUUCUUCAUACGACAGACCUACAACAACCUUCCAGUGUAUUACUUUUAAACCUUGGACUUCAUUAUCCGUACAGCCUUAAUUUUACAACUUUCCAAAAGGUCCUCGGGAUGGUAAUAAACUUGUUGAAAGAGACAAAGUAUAAAGCGAAGGUCAUUUGGAAAUCAACUACAGCUAUAUUCAAGCAUAAGGGAACGAAGUUCAACCCAACAGAUAAGAGAUUCCUCACACCGCAGGUUAGUGCAUAUUUCUCUGUAAUGAUAACCCUUGACUGGUAGUAUAGUAUUUGGGACCACAAUUUUUCAUCGCCAUAGGGGAAGAGAGGGAGAUCAGUCGUCUCUUAGAGAUUUUAAAGGGGGACUAUAGAAAUUUGACCGUUAUAAGUUAAACUUUUGCACAGCCUUAAGGCAGGACCAGGUAAUCUUUAUUGUGACACAGCUAUAAGUAAAGACCGAUCCCUUAUCUUAUUCUUUAAUUAUUUUUUUUUUCAGCGUAUUCAAUUGUUCAGCGCAUACGCCAUGUCCACCAUCUGCCAGGCGGGUUUUGAUGUCAUAGACUUGUAUCCGCUGACCCACUCGUAUCCGGAGGGUACGUUCCCUAAGGACAUAUCCCACUAUCCACACAAAGUGUUUUUCCCCCUCGAAACGCUUUUAGAAAAAUAUAAAGUAAACAAAAAUCAACGAAUAGGAACGGAUGAUAACAAGGUAAGAAUUAGACGAUGUACCAGCUGA